Molecule: messenger RNA, 189 nt
Organism: Protopolystoma xenopodis
Lineage: Eukaryota; Metazoa; Platyhelminthes; Monogenea; Polystomatidea; Polystomatidae
Source: the annotation of a GenBank genome assembly
AUGUUUCUAUAUCUUGAAGAGUUGAGUCGUACCUACAAGCGUCAAAUGGAACGUCUUUUUCGGUCCUUCAAUCUCACCACUACUUGGCUUCAAGCCGUAGCUGAAUCAGCUGAGGCGCGUGAGCGCCAGCAACAUGUAUGCUUUUUUAAUAUAAAGUUUGCCUUGUUCACUUUAGCUCGAUUUAAUUAG